CGGCGUUUCGCCGUUUCGGGGGAAAACUGCACCGAUACACCGAUUAAUGUUCCGUGGGGUUUUCGGUUCUAAUCCGUUGGAGGGGCUAUAAGGGUGUGGGUUCGUCGCCCUCAGAUGAUCAGCAGAGAAGAGAAGGAAUCAAAAGAACAACAAAGCACAGCACAACAUGGCGACUUCAAAUUUCACCCUCAACACCGGCGCUACGAUUCCCGCCAUUGGCCUCGGCACCUGGCAGUCCGCGGCCGGCGAAGUCGAAACGGCGGUGUACCACGCGAUCACGGUGGCAGGUGUGCGACACAUCGACUGCGCGUUUGCCUACGGCAACGAGGCGGAAGUAGGACGAGCAUUCACGCGGGUGUUUUCGGAGGGCAAGGUGUCGCGCUCCGAGGUGUUCGUGACGACGAAGCUGUGGGGAACGUGGCACACGCGCACCACCGAGGCGCUCGAGGCGUCGCUCAAGAACCUCGGGCUCGACUAUGUCGACCUCUACCUUAUGCACUGGCCCAUCCCGUUGAACCCGAGCGGGAACCAUCCUUUCUUCCCCACGAAACCUGAUGGGACUAGGGAGGUCCUCGAGGAUUGGUCGUUCGUUGAUACGUGGAAGGCGAUGGAGAAGCUGGUCGAUUCUGGGAAGACGAAGGCCAUCGGUGUGUCCAACUGUUCGAUCCCGUACCUCGAGCACCUCCUCAAGAGCGCGACGAUCGUCCCGGCAGUGAACCAGGUGGAGCUGCACCCGCUGCUGCCGCAGGAGAAGCUCGUGGCGUACUGCAAAGAGAAGGGAAUCCGGAUGACGGCGUACUCACCACUCGGCUCCACGGGCGGCCCGCUGCUGAAGGACGAGACGGUCAAGAAGGUGGCCGAGAAGCACGGUAUUUCCGUCGGCAAUGUGCUGAUCAACUGGCUCGUCGCCCGCGGCAUAGUCGCAAUCCCGAAAUCGGUUACUCCCUCGCGGAUCGAGGAGAACGCGAAGAUUGUCGCGCUCGACGAGGAGGAUGUCGAGGCCAUCUGGGGGAUCCACAACGCGCAGGGCGUCAAGAGGUUUGUGUCGCCGCCGUGGCCGGUCAGCCUCCUGUUCGAUGACGCGCCGUGGGCGGAGAACUUCAAGACGCUUUUGUAGAUGGCGAUGGGGGAGGAGUGUAAAAUACCUACAUAGAUCACUACUUGACCUUGAAUGAAUGUAAAUGUGUGCUGCAUCAAAGGAAGAAUUCGGGGAAGGUUCGGGGCGAGGGGUGGAAGCCGGAUCUUUAGAUCCCGUGUAAUGUAUAAACUCAACACGCACC
This is a messenger RNA of Tricharina praecox, 1280 nucleotides long. RefSeq names its product NADP-dependent oxidoreductase domain-containing protein. The coding region runs from base 167 to 1117 and encodes 316 amino acids. Gene Ontology annotation, cellular component: cytosol. NCBI's taxonomy places the organism in Eukaryota, Fungi, Ascomycota, Pezizomycetes, Pezizales, Pyronemataceae. The record is from RefSeq and is a predicted model, not a curated record. The transcript is spliced from 4 exons. Gene Ontology annotation, molecular function: aldose reductase (NADPH) activity.